Dermacentor silvarum is the source of this 4043-nucleotide messenger RNA. RefSeq names its product lysophospholipid acyltransferase 5-like (gene nes). The coding region runs from base 216 to 1619 and encodes 467 amino acids. NCBI's taxonomy places the organism in Eukaryota, Metazoa, Arthropoda, Arachnida, Ixodida, Ixodidae. Gene Ontology annotation, biological process: phosphatidylcholine biosynthetic process; lipid modification. The transcript is spliced from 12 exons. The record is from RefSeq and is a predicted model, not a curated record. Gene Ontology annotation, cellular component: membrane. Gene Ontology annotation, molecular function: lysophospholipid acyltransferase activity; 1-acylglycerophosphocholine O-acyltransferase activity.
CUAGCAUAGAGUGUAUGCGUAGCAAGGGGAGUACACCGAGCUCGACGACGAAAGUUUUCUUCUUAGCAGCUCCAGUUGUGGUGGUGCAUGCCGUCUCUACGACGUCCGUCUGUCGUUCCCUGCUGCAGUCCGCGGUGUUCUUGAGGUGUCCCUGAGCUGGCUGGGAAAGCAGUGGUUGUGGCGGUGAGUAGUCGACUGCUUGGCCGCCGUGCAUCAUGACCGCACCGGUGGGCACACUGGGCCAAGUGGCCGCCUACUUGGGAUCUUCGGAAGCUGCUUUCCGGCUUCUUCUCACAAUCCUGUCAGGCUACCCGCUGGCCCUGGUCCAUCGCAGUUUCCUGCUGGGCAAGAGUGCCAACGCGCAGCACUUGUACUUUGCUGCCUGUGGCCUGGUGCUCUGCUGCUUCAACUAUGGCCUGGCAGUGUACCACUCGCUGCUAAACAUCCUGGUGGUGUAUGCCGUGCUCAAACUGGCCGGUGGCACACGGGCGUCGGUCGCCUUCAGCUUCAUCUUCUGCAUGGGCUACCUGGUGCUGGGAUACUACCACACAGCUACCAAGGACUACGACAUCACAUGGACCAUGCCCCACUGCAUCCUCUCCCUGCGGCUCAUCGGCCUGGUGUUUGAUGUCUAUGACGGCACAAAGAACCCCGAGGCGCUGCCGCAUGACCAGAAGCGCACUGCCCUCGUCAAUGUGCCAACCUUUCUCGAGGUCAUGGGGCACUCCUACUUCUUUGGCGGGUUCCUCGUUGGCCCUCAGUUCCCCAUGAAGCGGUACCUGGACUUCACCCAGGGCAACUUCUUCCAUCGAAAAGCUGUCAAGCCCCCCUGCAUUGUGCCUGCGCUGUCUCGGCUGGCCCUCGGCAUGGGCUGCCUGCUGUUCAGCCUGAUUGGCUCGGGAUACCUGGACGAAAAGUUUAUGCUCUCAGAUGAGUUUGCGGCUCACGGUCCACCCAUGCGACUCCUGCUCAUGGGGAUGUGGCAGGUGGUCACGCUGCACAAGUACGUUGCCUGCUGGCUGCUUGCGGAAGGCAGUUGCAUCAUGGCGGGCUUGACGUACAAUGGCCGGGACGAGAAUGGCAAUGACCUCUGGAACGGCUGCGUCAACAUCUCUGUGUGGCGUUACGAGAUGGCCACCACAUUCGAUGACCUGAUUAAGUCCUUCAACAUCAACACCAACCUUUGGGUUGCACAGUACGUGUUCAAGCGUCUGCGCUUCCUGGGUAACAAGCAGCUGUCUCAACUGAGCGCCCUGUUCUUCUUGGCGUUGUGGCAUGGCCUGCACUCUGGCUACUACGUCUGCUUCUUUAACGAGUUCAUUGUGAUGAAGUUUGAGCGCGAUGCCCUCGAGGUGAUUGAGCGGCUGCCACGCCUCAAACAGCUCAUCUACCACCCAUACCUGCGACUGCCUCGCUUCCUCCUCCUCAAGGUCUACGUGCUGGCCAUGUUUGGAUACUGCAUCGUGCCCUUCGUGCUGCUCUCGCACCAGCGCUACAUUGAGGCAUACAGCCGAGUCUAUUGGAUUGGGCACAUCAUCUACCUGAGCUGGAUGCCCCUGUCAGUGGUUGUGAUGAAGGCUCUACCCAGGCCACCUCAACCACCUGCGAAGAGCAAGUGAUGCAACUCACUCGCGAGGCCCUGUUUUCUUCUUUUUUUGGGGGGGGAAGGUGUAGCUGAAUGUUAGCCUGUCAUAGAAAGGUUUGCCAGCAGUUUUGAAGCUUUGAGGAAGGAGGUAUGCAAAUCGGCACCACCAUUUGCAAAUAUGACACAUUUAAUCUUCGGACUUUUGUUGCUGGAUGCUAUGAAGUCACAGCAUAGCUCGUACCUGAACUGUGUACAACAGCCAGUGCUGUGCAUCAUUAGCUGGCUCUGAGCUUGCCUGUUGUUUUGUCCUGUUGCUGGGUUCAGGUGCAAACUGUGUUCUGACACAUCAAAUGGCACAUCAAUGCCAAGAUGUGCCAAUGCUGAGCAUGACUGUAAUGUGAACAAAUAGAUGUUGCUAUGCAUUGUGACGUCUUCAUCCUCAAGUGUGUUCAACAGUAGAGCAGCACAUUUGUGCUGAGACCGCUGGGGUCUCCUCACAUGAAGAUAUUGGGGGAUACUUUUUGUCCACUGCUGCAAGUUUGCAUGGUUGUGCUGUUGACAUUGUGUUGCUUUUUCUCUUGUUUCCUAUCGAGUGCCUUGGUUUGUGCCCCCUUCCUGGACCGCCACUUUUGAGGAUGGUCACGUGGACCAAAUUGCUUGUCUCACUAAAGGGCUGUGUUUGUACUCAGAGCUGUGGGUGUUGUCCAGGUGCCAUUGACUAUGGUAUGGACACACUUUCGUUUGAGGUGGCUGUCUUCUGUUCUCUGCUUAGGUGGAACUGCUGCACAUAUACUAGAGGGAGCUAGCUACUUAGGUCUUUUCAUUCAGGGAUUCAUAUGGGUGCAUCGUUUUAGGAAGUGUCUCAACUUUGGCUCAGCUCAAAGCAGCAGAUCCCCCUCUAAAGACAGCCGAGCUACUUUUGUCAUAGUGCACUAGAGUUGACCUCUUCUUAUUAAAGUCACUGUAAAUAGCAUCAAUAGCGUAGGGCUUUGUUGCAAUCUCCACGGAUUUGUGGCUCAGUCGGGAAGCCAUCCUUGAGCCGCAAGAUUGUAGAUGCCUUGUUAUAGCGUCAGCAGAUGGGUUCACUCUCAUUUUUGAGGGAUUGAGUGCUCUGUGAUGGUGGCAGCCUCUUCUUGCCUUGACUAGGUGAAUUUUGUCUCGCUCCAGGUGGUAGGAUAUUAUCGUGAUAGUAAUACCGAGACAAGCGUAGGUUCCAUUAAAUAAUUGUUUCACCACCAGGACAAUGUUUUCCUCAGGCCACUGUGGGAGGCAAACAUUUGUUUAUUAGAUCACACACACCCGGGUGCCAUUGUGGCAAGCCUUGCACAUCAUGCACUCCUGGUUCUAGUUUUUUUUUCUGAAACUGGCCUGGUAUGGUGAGACUCCUUCUGUGCUGCAAUAUGCUCCAUGCUUUCUGGCACCUUAUGUGCACAUGCAAUGUGUAAAGUUUGUACUUUGCGGCCAUGCAGUGCAGUGCAUCUGGCAGCUGGGCACUGAGUUGUGCCUCAGUGCCAAAAAUGUACAAGCUCUAAAACCUAUCAUUAUGCUGGAGUGCAAAGCAUUUUCUCAUUGAUAAUAAUGUUAAAGACAAGCUACUAAGUAGCACUGAGUUUGCUGAACCACUGGCAGCACGUUGCCCCAAUAUCAGCUUUUUGUUUCCUCUAGGGUUAAUAUUGCGAUAGGCCUUUUUAGCUGAUUUGUGUGAGUGAAAUGUGCUGAUGCUAGUUUGGACUGAACCAAUGUGUAGUGAAAAUUUCAAAGCAGUCCUGUCCAUUUGAUAAGUUUAGCCAUGUAAAGCAUUGUCCUGCCUUCUUCAGAGCUUGCUGUAUGGCCUGGCAGAUUUUUCCAAGAAAUAGCCUGUUGGUCAUUUCGUGCAUAGACAAUGAAGCAAGACAUGUUGAUGCUUCUUCACUGAUGAAGCUUCGGCACCCCUUGCAGGUGACAUGCAAUAGAAAGGCAUUAAGUUUUGUUUAAACAAUAUGCCUAUGCAAGUAUAGUGCAAAAGGAUCACAUUGUUGCACUGGCACUUGGUGACUGGCUGUGAAGCCCAGACAGCUUUUGAGUCAAUGCUACACAUUAUUUGCUCUUUCUCGCUUUCAGUAUUCUGUGUGGUGGGAUUCAAAAUUUGCUGGCACUCGCUAUUGUUUUUGGCAUUUGUGUGGUUGCAAUUUUAAUGGCACUAGAGUUGGCAGUGUAGUGCAGGUGAAUGCCAGCUUGCCAGUGCCACCACACGCAGGAUACACUUGGUGCUGUGGCAACUGGUGGUGGCAUCCAUUUUCUUCACGCAUGUCGAACAGCAUGCAUUGCUGGAGUAUGCUGAAGGUGUUCCUGCUGUAUUAGUUUAACUUUGAUGUAGAUGCAGUUGGUUUCCCACGAUCAUAUUCCUUCUCUUGUGCAGUAUUACACAGCAUACAUGAAGGUGCCUUAAUAAAUAAUAAAAGUUUUGUUUUGACUUGUG